Messenger RNA from Physcomitrium patens, 3999 nucleotides. RefSeq names its product ribonucleases P/MRP protein subunit POP1. Lineage: Eukaryota; Viridiplantae; Streptophyta; Bryopsida; Funariales; Funariaceae. Gene Ontology annotation, biological process: tRNA 5'-leader removal. The record is from RefSeq and is a predicted model, not a curated record. Gene Ontology annotation, cellular component: ribonuclease MRP complex; nucleolar ribonuclease P complex.
UGCUGUUGGCGGUGUCGCCGACGUCAAUGCUCUCUCGCUCGCGUGUGUUCGUCAGAGCCGUCGCCCGAUCCAUCGCGUGCCGACGGAGCAUCCGCUUCUCCGCACCCCCCCAAUCUCCGCCGAUGCAUCAUCACCGCCAUCAUCAUCGCAUGGACAAGUGUGUUGGAUUUCAUGCCUUUGAACUAUGCUUUCCAGGGUUUAGGGUUUAGGGCUGAGGAGGUUGUCUGGAGCUGUGCUUGCAGCACGCCGACGUUUCUCAGGGUUUAGGGGUCGUUGACUGUUAUGGAAGCUGAUUUUGCUCGCAAGCGGAUUACCCUCGGACUCUGGUUUGUUUGUUGUUUCGUACAAUUCAGCACGCUAGUGGUUGUUGUGACAACUGCUGCAUUUCGAGGUCGUGAGUCGUAAUUGUGAUUCCUUCGGGAGCUUGGAGUCCAAGGGUGUUUGUUCAGCUUGGUUUCAUCUUUUGUAUUAGGGAUCGGUUCUGGACGAGGAUGCUGCCUCGAAGUAUUAAAUGAAGACAUUGUGCACCUAUGGUUGAGCAAGAUUUGAUGGUCGUUUGCUGUGGCAAGCUGUGACUUUUUAAUGCUGAUAUUCAUCUAAGUCAUAGAUAGCUUACGUGAAGACGAGUUGUUGGGAGUCCGAGAUGGAAGGUGGAGGGGGGAGUCGUCAUGCGGGGGCUCCUCGAAUGCUCGAUGUGCAGAAGUUUGCCUAUGCCCGAGGAGCGGAAUUGGAAGCUUUGUAUGCUGUCUUGAAGGAGAAGAAGGAGACACAUGGGAGUGAUCGGGUAGCUGUCAUUCCUCGUUGUCUCCGGCGGCGGACGACAGCCCACAAUCGGCGUAAGUCGUUCUUUUGGCAAAGGAAGGAAAAGAAGAGAAAGUUUGGGGCUGUGGAUGAGGCGCCGGCGACGGUGCCCAAUGCCGAGAGUGAGGGGUUAGAAGCUGGGAGUAAGGAGAUUUCAGUGACUGCCAAGGAACUGCUAUGUAGGCGUACAAGGAGGAGAAUUGAGCUGAAAGGAGAUGAGAAAGGAGGAGGUGGUUGCUCCAGGGAUGGGACUCAGCGGCUGGUUACUCAUGUUUGGCAUGCGAAACGCUUCGCAAUGAAAAAAAUCUGGGGCCACUGGCUUGCGGAGGGGCUCCCUGGAAGAGGCCGAGGAUCGCGGGCAGUCAUUAAGUGGGCAAACGAGGCUGCUGUGCUGCAGGAUGCCAGCUUUUUUUCUGUCAUUGAGCUAGAAGGCAGCGGGAAAUGCAUCAUAGAUGCUUUGCAGUUGGCAUUGGAGCCAGCUCCAACAUCUGUCGAAUUGAUGUCGCCUACUGAUCAAGCUGUGUAUGAUGGUGCAAAUUAUGGGAGAGCAAUGUUAUAUCACAUGGGUGAGUGUUCUCGUCGAGCGAUUGCUCCAGUUACAUAUAUUUGGCGUCCUGAAUCAAAAGCAGAGGAGGAGCGACAGAUGUGGCUGUGGGUCCACGCUGCUGCUUUUGAAGAGGCCUUGACGUGUCUCCAGCUUUUGUGUCAAAAGCAGAGGGCUUGUGGAAGAGAUAAGUUGCAAUGUCGGUCGAGGAAAGGCCAAAUGGGGCGAUUGGAUUUGUUGGGAAGUGACGCAAAUUCUAUUUUGCAUAAAGUGCUUCAUCCUGUUGUCAGACAGACAUCACAGCCGUGCGAUAAACUUGGUUCUCUUUGCUCUCAUGAUUCGUCAUCAGGCGUGUCCACUUUGAGAUGUCUGGAAAGUUCAGGGGGUGCAGUUGUUGGUAUGGAAGUGUGGGAUCCUAGGAAUCGUCCAGACCAGGAUAUAGCUUUUCAGCCAUCUAUACUCGUAGAUGCAGGUUCUGAUGAGGAUAGAGUAGAGAACAUUGACAGCACGAAUCCAAAUUCUGGAUCCCCUUCCACGUUUGAUCAUGUGGUCGUGAACACGCUAGAAACGCAUCUUUUAGGUAAUAGAGGUGCGUGGGAUUGGUUGAGCAUGAACGGUCAGGAAGGUUUGGUUAAGCCUCUGAGCGAAAAAGAUUUGAGUAUCAAACGGCAUAAGAGGCGGCUGUCUUACAUCCGACUUGAUGAUACAAGUGAAGAUAUACAACAAGAGUCAACCAUUGCUGGUGAAAAUUCGAAGUGUCAUAUCCUGGUUAUAAAGCAUGCGCAUGCUAUGCCUUCAGCUUGUGGGUUUUCGCUUAUAAUGCCCAUAGCAUGGGUGCGAGCUUUUUGGGUACCUUUGGUAUUUGCGGGUGGUCGUGCCAUUGGACUACGAGAGCGACAUUGGCUCCAUACAGAUGCCAAGCUUGCAUCUUUUCCUCACGAUUACCCUGACUGUUACUCCUACGACCAGCAUAUGGCUAGCAAGGCCUUAGAAUAUCAAGAGAUCUACAGUCGAAGACCUCCUUCCAAAAGAGGCAUAUGGAGGAGUGAACUGCCAGACUGGAAGUUUUUAAAUGAAGCUCCUCAGUUGUGUUCAGAGAAUUGCAGCACUGUUCCGAAUGUUUUAACGGCUGAGUUUGAAACAGGAAUAUCUUGUGGUGCAGUGGCUGCAGUUGCCGAAACAGACCCAAGCAAGACUUCGAACAAUGAUCUUGUUUUACUCUCUUCAUCUGGUCCUGCAGCACCUGUACCGCAGCUUAACACUUGCAGCACUUCUCAUUAUGUCCAGGCGGCAGAUCCUGAUGCAGGGAUAAUCGGUGCGACAGCGGCCGAUGAUUCUAGGAUAGAUUCAACCCAGCCUGGAAUUGACGCACAUGUUUUCCUUCCUUCAAGGGGUCUGACAGAUCAGAUUUUGCCUGGAGAUGCUGUAGGUUAUUGUAGUAGUGAUACAGUUGGUACUGUUCCAAUGGAAGUUCUAGAUAAGGAAUCGAAACCUGAUAAUACAGUUGAGUUUCAUGAAGAGGGUUCUUCACAGGUUGUCCCCACACCAAUGGCUAUUGAGUUAGAGGACAGAAAUGAUAGUUCAGGUGCUACUUUGGAUGCAUUUAUCUCUGCAGAGAAGCCUGUCCUAUCACUGGAAGCCCAUGGGGAGAUCGAGGAGUCAAAAAACUUGAAAGUUGACUUUGUGGAAGCUGCGGUUGGGGAACGAGAUUUAUCAGGAGGUGGUAAGGCUGGAGAACCUUCAAUGUUUGUGGCACGAACAAAAGAGACUUUACAACAGACUUUAAAGGAUUGUAGCCUUCAUCACCUACCGUUGCUUACAUCAUCAUCCGGGGAAGCACUUGAUACUAAUGGUCACUCCACCCUACAACUGGCUGGCGAUGGCAGCGCAGAAUUGAUUAAAAAAGGUUGCCUUGUGAGAGUCCUGAUUCAUGCUCCACGGAAAGGAGUCUUUGAUGAAGAAGCCAUGAUUUAUUUGCCCCUGUCCAGUGAUGUUGAUUCUUAUUUUAGCUCGUACGUUUCACUGCUCUCGUACCAUUCUUUAGAGCCACAAAAAUGGCAAGGUUUUGAAGAUCCUAGUUUUCAUCAGGUCCAACAAUCUUCAUGUAAUAAAAGGAAGAAGAGAAAACAGAUAUUUAAAGGCGAAGGCGGAACACCAUCUCACGGUUCUAUCCAAUCUCAAAAUGCAUCUUCCCAAACCGUUCUGCCUAGACCCAGAUCUGAAUUUUGUAGCUUGCGAGUUCCAAUCGGGAUUGUCACUUCUGCCAUGGUUAGAGGAAGUAAAUCCUCUUUAGCCAUUGGUGUCUGUGAAGUUGCUGCUCUUGGCGUUUUGAGAGCGAGGCAAAUGGCUGACAAGAGGUGGUCAAGCUCAUCGGACAUCUUUUUACUUGCCCGCAACAAAUGCUCGUCAAUGUAUCGCCCAGCAUUGGCUUCAAUCGUAAUUGAAACUGGAGAUGACCUUGUGUGAUACGUCUUUGGUGUGAACGCGCUCCAUUAGGGGGUCAGUAUCACUGAAUUUUUGAUCGACGGAAUAGAUUAGAUGAUGUGUGGAGAAGACCAAUUGACAGGAUUGUCAAGGUAGUUUAACCCAUUGCUGUAAUACAUCGUGACGUAACACAGACUUUGAUUACAAUGCUACCAACUAUAUUCAGUGUG